Molecule: messenger RNA, 999 nt
Organism: Arctia plantaginis
Lineage: Eukaryota; Metazoa; Arthropoda; Insecta; Lepidoptera; Erebidae
Source: the annotation of a GenBank genome assembly
AUGGCGCGCCGGUGGAACAGCGGUAUCACGAGCCUGGAGUUUAACCAGGAUCAAGGCUGCUUCACUUGCUGCCUUAAAACCGGCUUGCGUGUCUACAAUGUGGAACCUCUGGUUGAAAAAGCACACUACAGCAAAGAAGAGCUGGGCGAGGUUUCGCUAUGCGAAAUGGUGUUCCGCACCAACUGGCUCCUGUUGGUGAGGGCGCGCCGCCCUUGUAGCCUCAUGCUGCUCGACGAUCAGAAGCGCGCCUUCCGUGCAGAAAUAAUGUUCAAGUCUCCCAUCAGAGCUCUCCGGGCCAGAAGGGACAAAGUGGCAGUGGCGCUGUCAUCUAGCAUCCAAGUGUUGACGCUCCCAUCGUUUACGCGAGUGGCGCUGGUGCGCACGCGGCCCGACGCCCGAGCCCUCGUGGCGCUGGCCAGCGAGCCCACCGCGCCACACCUGCUAGCUGCCCCGGCGCAUCGGAAAGGCUCCCUGCAACUACUCGACGUGACCCGUUCGCUGCGCGGCGCGCACUCGACGUCUCCCGUGGUGAUGGGGUGCCACCAGACGGAGCUGGUGUGCGUGAGCCUCUCGGCCAACGGAGCGCGCCUCGCCACCGCCUCCGAGCGCGGCACCCUCAUCCGCCUCUGGGACACCGCCACCAAGACCAUGCUGCAUGAACUACGCAGGGGUGCCGACUACGCCGACGUAUUUUGUGGUAACGGCGUAACAGUAAACGAUCUAUCGGUUCCGUACACGCAGCAUAGGUUCAACCGGUCGGGCUCGCUGCGCCCGCCGCGCCCCUGGCCGCGCGCCGCGGGGGGGCACCUGGCCGCCGCGCGCGCCGCGCCCGACCUCAUCAUGCACGCGCUCUGCGCCUUCAUCGACGACAACACCGCCAUCGUGAUAUGCAAGGACGGCACCUUCCACAAAUUUACAUUUGCACACGAAGGCAACUAUCAUCGCAGCGACUAUCAAUACUUCCUUCAGGUGGGCGAGGACGACGAAUUUUGGCAUUAG